GUCGUCACUCAGCUAAGAUUUUUCACUCUCACCUUUUACACAAUCGGGAGAGAUAUAUUCUAUACGAAGCUGGAGAGAGAGAGAGAGAGCUCGGCUGCUGCAAUCUUCUCAGAAUAUUAAUAUAAGAAAGCAUUGCUAGUCUGUGGGAUUGGCACUUUAAAAACAGUUGCCCAAGAUGGCAAAUUUGGCUUUAACUGGUAUACUGGAAAAGAUGACUGGCAAAGAUAAGGACUACAGAUAUAUGGCAACUUCUGAUUUGCUAAAUGAGUUAAACAAAGAGGGAUUUAAACUUGAUUCUGAUCUUGAGAUGAAGUUGUCAAAUAUUGUCCUACAGCAACUGGAUGAUGCAGCUGGUGAUGUAUCUGGGUUAGCUGUAAAAUGUCUUGCUCCGCUGGUGAAGAAAGUCCGUGAGCAACAAGUUGUGGAGAUGACCAGUAAGCUAUGCAAUAAACUACUUAAUGGAAAAGAUCAGCAUCGUGACAUUGCAAGUAUCGCUUUGAAGACUGUUAUCUCUGAAGUGCCUAGCUCAUCUGUUGCACAAUCUAUUCUUGUUUCCAUCUCCCCACAACUGAUUAAAGGAAUAACUGGCUCGGGAUUGAGUACAGAGAUAAAGUGUGAAUGCCUCGAUAUUUUAUGUGACGUUCUUCACAAAUAUGGGAAUCUGAUGGUGUCAGACCACGAGCUGCUAUUAGGUGCAUUAUUGCCCCAGUUGAGUUGCAACCAAGCCACCGCUCGCAAGAAGACUGUUUCAUGUAUUGCAUCUCUGGCUUCAAGCUUGUCAGAUGAUUUGUUGGCAAAGGCAACAGUAGAAGUUGGCAAGCUUUUGAAAAAUAAGGGAACAAAGCCUGAAAUGGCCCGCACAAACAUUCAGAUGAUUGGGGCUCUAAGCCGGGCUGUUGGUUACCGUUUUGGUCCGCAUCUUGGAGAUUCUGUACCAGUAUUGGUUAAUUAUUGUACAAGUUCAUCAGAGAAUGACGAGGAGCUUCGUGAGUAUAGUUUUCAGGCUUUAGAGAGCUUUCUGCUCAGGUGCCCCAGGGAUAUAUCUUCCUACUGUGAUGAGAUUCUUCAUCUUACUCUAGAAUAUCUUAGCUAUGAUCCUAAUUUCACUGAUAACAUGGAGGAAGAUACUGAUGAUGAGAGUCAUGAGGAGGAAGAAGAUGAAGAGAGUGCAAAUGAAUAUACAGAUGAUGAAGAUAUUAGUUGGAAGGUUAGAAGAGCUGCUGCUAAAUGCUUAGCUGCUUUGAUUGUAUCCCGUCCUGAGAUGCUCUCAAAGCUUUAUGAAGAGGCCUGUCCGAAGUUAAUUGAUAGGUUUAAAGAAAGGGAGGAGAAUGUUAAGAUGGAUGUAUUCAAUACUUUUAUUGAAUUGCUUCGCCAGACAGGAAAUGUCACAAAGGGGCAAAUUGAUGUAGAUGAGACAAGUCCAAGAUGGUUAUUGAAGCAAGAAGUACCCAAGAUUGUUAGAUCUAUCACGAGGCAGUUACGCGAGAAGUCUAUUAAGACAAAGGUUGGUGCGUUUUCAGUUCUGAAAGAACUUGUUAUUGUCUUGCCUGAUUGCCUUGCAGAUCAUAUUGGGUUGCUUAUUCCUGGAAUUGAAAAAGCCUUGUGUGACAAAUCUGCAACAUCAAAUUUGAAGAUUGAGGCCCUGAUAUUUACAAAACUAGUAUUGGCUUCCCACGUGCCUUCUGUUUUUCACCCUUAUAUUAAGGCACUUUCUUCUCCUGUUUUAUCUGCUGUUGGUGAGCGCUAUUACAAAGUUACUGCUGAGGCAUUAAGAGUAUGUGGGGAACUUGUUCGUGUUGUAAGGCCUAACUUUGAGGUCUAUGGUUUUGAUUUCAAGCCCUAUGUUCACCCCAUAUAUAAUGCCAUCAUGUCACGAUUAACAAAUCAAGAUCAAGACCAGGAGGUUAAGGAGUGUGCAAUUUCUUGCAUGGGACUUGCCAUUUCAACAUUUGGUGAUAACCUCAAAGGCGAACUGCCAUCAUGCCUUCCAGUUCUGGUUGAUCGGAUGGGGAACGAGAUAACCCGUCUUACUGCUGUGAAGGCUUUUUCUGUCAUAGCUGCUUCGCCACUGCGGAUAGACCUCUCAUGUGUUCUAGAGCAUAUUAUUGCAGAGCUAACUGCAUUCUUACGGAAGGCUAACAGGGCACUGAGACAGGCAACACUGGGGACAUUGAAUUCUCUAAUUGUUGCCUAUGGUGAUAAAAUUGGGCCAGCUGCUUAUGAAGUCAUUAUUGCUGAACUUUCAACUUUGAUAAGUGACUCAGACUUGCAUAUGACGGCACUAGCCCUCGAACUCUGCUGCACCUUGAUGGCUGACAGAAAGUCAAUACCUAAUGUUGGUUUGAGUGUUAGAAAUAAAGUUCUCCCUCAGGCACUGACAUUAAUAAGAAGCUCGUUGCUGCAGGGGCAAGCCCUUUUGGCUUUACAGAACUUCUUUGCUGCCUUGGUUUAUUCUGCCAACACAAGUUUUGAUGCUUUGCUUGACUCUCUUCUUUCAACUGCUAAACCGUCCCCUCAGUCUGGAGGUGUUGCAAAACAAGCAUUGUUUUCGAUAGCUCAGUGUGUAGCUGUUCUUUGUCUUACAGCGGAUGAUCAGAAGUGUUUUUCUACGGUAAAAAUGCUUACAGAUAUCCUAAAAGAUGAUACCAGUUCCAAUUCGACUAAGCAACACCUUGCCUUGCUAUGUUUGGGAGAGAUCGGGAGAAGAAAAGAUCUAAGCUUGCAUGCACAUAUAGAAAAUGUUGUUAUUGAGUCUUUCCAGUCUCCUUUUGAGGAGAUCAAGUCUGCUGCAUCUUAUGCUCUUGGAAAUAUUGCUGUUGGUAAUCUGUCAAAAUAUUUGCCCUUUAUUUUGGAUCAAAUUGAUAACCAGCAAAAGAAGCAGUAUCUUCUGCUUCAUUCUUUGAAAGAGGUUAUAGUGAGGCAAUCUGUGGAUAAAUCUGAGUUUCAGGAUUCCAGUGUUGAAAAGAUACUUAAUUUGCUUUUCAACCACUGUGAAAGUGAGGAAGAGGGUGUUCGCAAUGUGGUAGCUGAGUGUCUGGGUAAAAUUGCACUUAUUGAACCUGGAAAACUCAUUCCUGCUCUGAAGGAACGCACAACCAGUCAGGCUGCAUUUACCAGAGCAACUGUUGUCAUUGCUGUAAAAUAUUCGAUAGUUGAGCGCCCUGAAAAGAUAGAUGAUAUAAUAUACCCUGAGAUAUCAUCAUUUUUUAUGCUUAUUAGAGAUCAUGAUCGGCAUGUUCGGCGGGCAGCCGUCAUGGCUUUAAGUACAGCAGCUCACAAUAAGCCUAACCUCAUUAAAGGCCUCCUUCCUGAAAUAUUGCCACUUCUUUACGAUCAAACUAUUAUCAAGCAAGAAUUGAUAAGAACAGUUGAUCUCGGUCCAUUCAAGCAUGUAGUCGAUGAUGGACUUGAGUUGAGGAAAGCGGCAUUUGAAUGCGUAGACACAUUGUUGGACAGUUGCCUUGAUCAAGUCAAUCCUUCAUCUUUCAUUGUCCCCUACCUUAAAUCUGGUCUAGAAGAUCACUAUGAUGUCAAAAUGCCUUGCCAUUUGAUUCUUUCAAAACUUGCAGACAAGUGCCCCUCUGCUGUAUUGGCAGUAUUGGACUCGCUGGUUGAUCCUCUCCUGAAAACUAUAAGCUUUAGGCCAAAGCAAAAUGCUGUUAAGCAAGAAGUGGAUCGUAAUGAAGACAUGGUUAGAAGUGCUUUUCGAGCAAUUGCUUCCCUGAAUCGCAUAAGUGGAGGAGACUGCAGUCACAAGUUCAAGAACCUCAUGAGCGAAAUAUCGAAAUCUCCAACGUUAUGGGAGAAGUAUUGUGCUAUCCGAAACGAGUGACAGAGAUGACGAAGAUGAUGCUGAAUCCUCCCGGCUUGGGUAGACUGACUUCCUCCUGCAAGGAGGAGCCAGAUAAAAGAAGCUGUCCUGUUCUUGCUGUCCGCAGGAUAAGUAGUACAUUAGAGGGAAAGGUUAAUCAGUUAAGAGUGGUUAUUUGCAACCAAAAAUGAAGAUAAAAUAGAGAACUGAUAUGGGCAUGGAAUGUCAUGGCACGGCACGGCACUUGGAUGGGGUUUAUAUAUAAAGGGAAAAACUUCUACUGUUGUUGUGAAGACUGGUCAUUGUCCUUUGUAUAGGGUCAGGAUAUACCCUUAAAUUGAGUUUUGUCAUCCUCAGCAUUCUUCUUACAAUGUGGUUUCCCCCCCCCCCCCCCGUAUCUUGCAGCUUCUUAUAGAUUCUCAUAUAUUUUGAGCAUGUAACCGCUAUUUUUACUCAAAAAGACUAAUUUUAAUGUAUGCACUUUAUCAAA
Molecule: messenger RNA, 4301 nt
Organism: Diospyros lotus (date-plum)
Lineage: Eukaryota; Viridiplantae; Streptophyta; Magnoliopsida; Ericales; Ebenaceae
Product: cullin-associated NEDD8-dissociated protein 1
Exons: 29
Coding region: 176-3832 (1218 amino acids)
Biological process (GO): SCF complex assembly; protein ubiquitination
Cellular component (GO): nucleus
Source: RefSeq, a predicted model, not a curated record